Xylona heveae TC161 is the source of this 1900-nucleotide messenger RNA. RefSeq lists its product as hypothetical. Lineage: Eukaryota; Fungi; Ascomycota; Xylonomycetes; Xylonales; Xylonaceae. The record is from RefSeq and is a predicted model, not a curated record. Gene Ontology annotation, molecular function: malate transmembrane transporter activity. Gene Ontology annotation, cellular component: membrane. The transcript has a single exon. The coding region runs from base 295 to 1455 and encodes 386 amino acids. Gene Ontology annotation, biological process: malate transmembrane transport.
CAUUCUGACUCGGCAGGGAAUCGAUCGAUUCGAAAAAAAUCGAAUUACAGCAUGGCGACAAGGUCUGAUGAUAUCGGACGGCCCGGUCCAUAUAUGUCUCGUGGACGGCCCCCCCUUUGUGGUGUGGAUUGACUUCACUUCAGCCACGACAAGCAAAAAAAAGUUCUAAAAAGCACGAUAUUUGACUGAUACAUAUAAUGCAUUGAUGGAAAGGCGAUUGAAAUUUCUAUUCCAAUAUAUUAUUGAACGAAUCAAGACACAGUCUCUUCCGACAGACACUCAAUCGCCAACGACAUGGCUAUCAUGACGUCAAAUAACCAAGACCCAGAAAAGGACUUUGAGGAUAGCUCAUCUGAAAAUGACGUCCAGAAGAAGGUUUCUUUACGCCAACGCCUGGAGAAGUUUACCUGGGCCUGGUUUACCAGCACCAUGGGUACAGGUGGAGUUGCUUUACUCCUAGGCGUAACACCUCAUCAAUUCCGCGGACUCAAUACUAUCGGCGUCAUUGUUUACAUUUUCGACUUGGUCCUCUUCUCUGCUCUCUGCACGACCAUGAUGUGCCGUUUCAUUCUCUGCAAGGGCAGUUUCAUUCGGUCGUUUACCUCCCCACAUGAGUCUCUGUUCGUCAGCACUUUUGGUCUUUCCUUGUCGACCAUCAUCAGCUGUAUGCAGCAUUAUGGUGUCCCGCACACGGGUUACUGGCUGGUGGUGGUUGUACGAAUACUCUUUUGGAUCUAUGCUGCUUGCACAUUUUUACUGGCCAUUGUUCAGUAUCAAAUCCUCUUUACCGGCAAACCGUUAACCAUGCAGAACAUGACUCCGGCGUGGCUGCUGCCCAUCUUUCCGGCCAUGAUUGCAGGUACCAUUGCCUCUGCCAUUGCCGCAGGGCAGCCACCCAAGCAAGCUAUUCCAAUCAUCAUCUGUGGUGUCACGUUUCAGGGCCUUGGUAUGCUGGUUGCUGUCUUUGGAUAUGCCAACUGGAUGGGCCGCCUCUUCCUCUACGGUUUACCUCCGCCAAGCGUUCGGCCGGCCAUGUUCAUUGCCGUCGGUCCACCAUCUUUCACAGCCCUCGCACUCAUUGGCAUGGCUGAUGCCGCCAAAAUCGUGAUGCCAGACCACUACGUCGCGGGUACGACCUCUGUGUUGACUGCCGACGUACUCAAGAUCAUGGCCGUCUUUACAGGCGUCUUCCUCUGGUCGGUAUCCUUUUGGUUCAUCUGUCUCGGUGCCGUCGCCGUCCUGUCAAAGGUCCGCGAAAUGAGCUUUCAGCUCAGCUGGUGGAGCUUCGUCUUCCCCAACACCGGCUUCAUCAUUGCCACCAUCCAAAUCGGCCACGGUCUCGGCAGCCCAGCAAUUCUCUGGGUAGGCAGCGUCCUUACCGUCAUUCAAGUCGCCAUGUGGCUAUUUGUCGGAACCUGCCAUACCUGGGCCUUGCUCAAGGGUGAUCUUCUCUAGAGGAAUGAUUGCAUAUUGUGCAAAAAAACUACAUUACAACGACAUCAUUUGGAGGAUGACCUAGUCACGGAAAAUCGCAACCAUUAGAGUCAAAAGCAUUUGGGAUGGAGUUACAAGGUUGGUCAAUCUGGCAUUGACCUCAUGCAAAAUCAAAAUUUGUCCUCUUUUCUUUUUUUUGCGUUUUCCGUCUUUUGCAUUUCAUUCCAUUUACCCCUUCCCCCUCUUCAUCUUCCAAUUUUGCGUUUCCUCUAUCUGCAUCGACUUUUCCCAUGGCGCACAAUACCAUUAGACGCGCCCUUUUUAGAUUCCUUUCGCUUUUCUUUCAGCGAUGCAUAUCGGUAUAGACAGAAUAGACUUGGCAUCACUGGUUCCUUAGAUAUAGACUCAUUUCAAUUCUCUACGCAUUUAGACUAGACGAUAUACCCUAAUGAAUCCAACGAAAUUU